GGCCGAGAGGCAGCCAGGAUGCCCGACCGGGACGGGCACGCCAACGGAAGCGGCAGCGGCGGCGAGGAGGCCGGGGCGGCGGGCGGGGGCGGGGCGGCCGCCGGGAGCCCGCCCGAUGCCAUCUGCCGGGACUUCCUGCGCAACGUGUGCAAGCGGGGCCGGCGCUGCCGCUACCGGCACCCGGCCAUGAGCGAGGUGAGCAACCUGGGCGUCAGCAAGAACGAGUUCAUCUUCUGCCACGACUUCCAGAACAAGGAGUGCGGCCGCCUCAACUGCCGCUUCAUCCACGGCUCCAAGGAGGACGAGGACGGCUACAAGAAGACGGGCCAGCUGCCCCCGCGGCUGCGGCAGAAGGUGGCGGCGGGCCUGGGGCUGUCGCCCGCGGACCUGCCCGACGGCAAGGAGGAGGUGCCCAUCUGCCGCGACUUCCUCAAGGGCGACUGCCAGCGCGGGGGCAAGUGCCGCUUCCGCCACCUGCAGCGGGACUACGAGGGCGAGGGCCCCGGGCGGGGCCCCGGGCGCGAGGCGGGCCUGCUGCUGGCCGCCGCCGCCGCCGCCGCCGCCGCCCCCCGCCGCUAUGACCCCUACGACCCCUACGAGCCCGAGCGGGGCGGCGGCGGCGGCGACGAGGCCGAGCCCGGGCCCAAGCGGCGCCGGGCCGGGGGCCCCCCGCUGCCCCCCGAGGCCCCGCUGGAGCUGGGCUUGAUGGUCCCGCGGGGCGGGGGCGUGGAGCUGCGCCUGCUGGAGGAGGAGAACGCCCUGCUGCGCAAGCGCGUGGAGGAACUGAAGAAGCAGGUGAGCAACCUGCUGGCCACCAACGAGGUGCUGCUGGAGCAGAACGCCCAGUUCCGCAACCAGGCCAAGGUGCUGACCCUGGGCACGGCCGCCCCGCCGGCCGACCAGCCGCUGGCCCCGCCCGCCGGCUCCGUGCCCAGCUACAGCCACGGUAUCGCCCAGACCCACACCACGCUCAGCACCCAGGCCCUGCCGCCGCGGCCCGGGGCCCAGCAGGAGCUGGUGGCCCCCGGGGCCGGGGCCCCCGCCGCCCCGCCCGCCCCCGCCGCCCCGCCCGCCGCCCCCCCGCCCCACCUCAACCCCGAGAUCGCCCCGCUGUCGGCCGCGCUGGCCCAGACCAUCGCCCAGGGCAUGGCGCCGCCCCCCGUGUCCAUGGCGCCCGUGGCCGUGUCGGUGGCCCCCGUGGCCGUGUCCAUGGCGCAGCCGCUGGCGGGCAUCACCAUGAGCCACGCCACCACGCCCAUGGUCACCUACCCCAUCGCCUCCCAGAGCAUGCGCAUCACCGCCAUGCCGCACUGACCGCCCGCCCCGCCCCCUCCUCCUCCUCCUCUCCCCCGUCCAGGCGCGGGCCAGGACGCUGCUGCUGGGCGGGAGGGGGCCGCGGGGAGGGGGCCCCCCUUUUCCAAAGAAAUAAAGACGAUUAUUUUUAACUAG
Tachyglossus aculeatus (Australian echidna) is the source of this 1449-nucleotide messenger RNA. It is a transcript of the gene ZC3H10, whose product is annotated as zinc finger CCCH-type containing 10. NCBI's taxonomy places the organism in Eukaryota, Metazoa, Chordata, Mammalia, Monotremata, Tachyglossidae. Gene Ontology annotation, molecular function: metal ion binding. The record is from RefSeq and is a predicted model, not a curated record.